Molecule: messenger RNA, 2064 nt
Organism: Zea mays
Lineage: Eukaryota; Viridiplantae; Streptophyta; Magnoliopsida; Poales; Poaceae
Exons: 14
Coding region: 1447-1734 (95 amino acids)
Source: RefSeq, marked predicted
CGCUCGCACGAAUCUAGCUAGCUAGGCGAAGAGCUCGAGCAAGACGGGCGGGUCGGCGGCGCCCCCGCGGGCCCGCUGCAGCGCGUCGGCGGCGCGCCAGACCCAGGCAUCGGCGGCGCCCGUCGUCGUCUCCUCGCGGUGCCGCCUCAUGUGGCCGCCCAGCGCCUGCCCCAUCUCGAAGCCGAGCCCGCAGACGUGGCACUCGUGCUGCGCCUGCGGCUCCCUGUCUCCUCCUCCGCCUCCGCCGCCGCCGACGCCGUCGCCGGCCUGCUGAUGAUGCUUGUGCUGCUGCCUGAGCGCCCUGGCGCCGACGCCGAGCUCGAGGCCGUGGCGGCCCCGCAGGUGGCUGGUCCGGUGGCCGCCGAGCGCCUGGAACGAGGUGAAGGCGCGGCUGCAGGUCCUGCACACGAACAAGCUAUUCCAUGGCGGAGCAGGAUGGCGACGCGGGGCAGAGGCCACCCGACUCCGUUCCGGUUAUUAUAUUGGUUUAACCUUGGAUCGCGUUAAUUCGGGCCAUGAGGAGGUUAUUCCGGUGGUUUGAUAUCGGAUCUCGUUAAUUCGGGCCCUGAGGAGUUUGUGCGGGUUGAAAUCCCCAACACGCUAAUUCGUUCGGGAACAUUCCUCGGUGCUAAUGAAGACUCAACUAGAACCCUUGCAGAAAUCGAGAAGAAGAUUGCAAGGGCUACCGUGUUACCCAGAAAUCAUGGGGAGAAUGGGAGAAACUAUGUUCCCAUAUGAGGUCUCCUAUUCUUCAGCUGAAGAUCAUACUUGCUGUGGAGCCUUUGAUCCCUUCAGAGGGACCAAGGAUUGGAGAGAACAUUUUCGGUUACACGAUAGUGGACAUCUUCAGUAGCAGCUGCCGUGGCCACCAUAAGAAUCCUCCUUCAGAGCCAUAUGUCCUUGAGGUUGGGGUUUUGCAAGAUUAUGUUGGAAGUGGAGGCUGUGUGCAAGGCGUGACAGCGUGUCGUGGUCAAGGACCCUAAGCUCUAGCGCCAAAUUCAUAUCACAUUUGUUCUAGAAUGAGAUCAUGAAUGGUCCCUGGGGUUGGCCUGGUUCACGCUCCAUUCUCAGUGCGUUUUCCGACAUCGUUCUUCAAGCAAGCAUGCGAGCUGGCUCCUAUUUUCACUGAGCUUGUGGAUUGUGUGAGCUUAGAUGGGGAGUCCUUGCAAGCUGCUUUGUCUAGAACAAAGCAGGUUCAUGAAUUUACCGCAAGGCUGCUAGAUAUUCAUGAUAAGAUGAUGUUGAUAAAUAAUAAAGAGGAUUACCAAUGCUAGAAUCUGUAUGGAUUCUAUCAGCUGUUCGCCUACUGAUGCUUAUGUGCCAAUUUAGUGAGACUGGAGUCAUACACUCCAUACAAAUCUAUACAAAAUCAAAGUGGUUGGCAAUGCAGUGAUGCUCGGUGAAAUCAUAAACUACGUGCAGUCCCUACAAUGACAAGUUGAGUUUAUGUCCAUGAAACUGGCCACCGUGAAUCCCCAGGUGGACUUAAAUAGCCUGCCUAACGUCCUCCCUAAAGAUGUACAUCAGUCUUGUGGUCCGCCACAUUUCUCGCUGGAGACCUCAGACGCUUCGUUGUCGUACCUCAGCCAGCCUCACCAUGGAAGCCCUCUUGGCUGCAUGGACAACCAGAGUUGUAUGCAUCCACUUGACACGACGUUUUGCCUGGCGAUAAAUCCGCAGUAUCAUUUCCUCAACGGUGUUAGCGAUGCAUCGUCUCAGUUGCAGCUAAUUUGAUGCUUGUGUUUAUGGAAACCAAGAGGUGGCGCUGAUCCAUUGGAAACCUGGUUGUGUAUGAAUGGGUUUCCAGCUACUUCUAUUCUUGGAGAUAGAAACCAACAUGUUUGGUUUUUGUUUUUAUUCGCUUUAGAACAACUCAUUUUUGUACGAAAAGAGGCAUUUAGCUAUAAUUGUUUGUUGUAGUAUGUUUACCGCAGGAUAGCCGUUCCAUGAAAUACAUAAAAACCUGAUACUGUUGUUAUAUUUGGUUUAGUCAUGCUCUUAUGGAACCUUUAAUGAGGAUUUUUCUAUAUCAAGAUAUCAUCGUCAUCGUCAUUAUUAUUGCAU